UGUAGAUGGAGCUGUCCGGCCCCGGCGAGGGGGAAGGCGCCUGGAAAACGUUCUUCUUCUCCCUGGCCGGCCCGAGCGGGGAACAGCACUCCCAGGAUGCAGUUUGUGUCAACACGGCCGCAGCCUCAGCAGCUGGGCAUCCAGGGCCUGGGGCUGGACAGCGGGAGCUGGAGCUGGGCCCAGGCUCUGCCCCCGGAGGAGGUCUGCCACCAGGAGCCGACGCUGCGCGGGGAAAUGGCCGAGGGAAUGCCGCCCAUGCAGGCUCAAGAAUGGGACAUGGAUGCCCGACGACCGAUGCCUUUUCAGUUCCCGCCCUUCCCAGAUAGGGCACCCGUCUUCCCUGACCGCAUGAUGAGAGAGCCCCAGCUGCCCACAGCAGAGAUCUCUCUCUGGACCGUGGUGGCCGCCAUUCAGGCCGUGGAGAGGAAGGUGGAGGCCCAGGCCAGCCAGCUGCUGAAUCUGGAGGGGCGGACGGGGACGGCCGAGAAGAAGCUGGCCGACUGCGAGAAGACGGCCGUGGAGUUUGGGAACCACAUGGAGAGCAAGUGGGCCGUGCUGGGGACGCUGCUGCAGGAGUACGGGCUGCUCCAGAGGCGGCUGGAGAACAUGGAGAACCUGCUGAGAAACAGAAACUUCUGGGUGCUGCGGCUGCCUCCAGGCAGCAAGGGGGAGGUCCCCAAGGUACCGGUGACGUUUGUCGACAUCGCCGUCUACUUCUCUGAGGAUGAGUGGAAGAACUUGGAUGAGUGGCAGAAGGAGCUUUACCACAACCUCGUCAAGGAGAACUACAAAACCCUGGUGUCCCUGGACGGGGAGGGCGCAGUGCCCAAGCCGGAUGCGCCAUCCCAGGCUGAGCCCAGGGAAGAGCCUUGCGUGUGGGAGCAGCGUGACCCCGAAGAGAGAGAAAUCCUAAUGGAUCCAGACACAGGUGCGGAGCCGCUGGUGCCUGCACAGGACUCGUCCUCUCAGGUGAAGCGGGAGGAAGCCCUGUGUGUCCGGGGCCAGCGGGGCCUGGAGGAAAGAGCCAUCCCCACCGAGUCCAUUACUGACUCACCAGCCUCCGCCCAAGACCUCUUGUCCCGGAUUAAACAGGAAGAGCACCCCUGCGUCUGGGAUCAGCACGACCUCACAGAGAGAGAUAUUCCAACGGACCCCAAUUCAGAGUCUCUGAUCUCAGCACAUGACAUUUUGUCGUGGAUCAAACAGGAGGAGCAGCCAUACCCAUGGGGCCCACGCGACUCAAUGGAAGGAGAGCUCGGAUUGGAUUCUGGCCCCAGUGACAGCCUGCUGCUGGUGAAGAACCCGCCCCCCGGCCCGCAGCAGCCGCAGCCUCCGCAGCCGGCCCCGCAGAGCCUGCCCGUGCUCCCCGCGGCCGAGACCGCGGCGGGCGGCGGGCCCCCCGACGACGGCUUCCCCGCGCCGGCCGCGGAGCGGGGCGCGGGCGGCGCGCAGGGCGGGGGCGGCGGGGGCGGCGGGGGCGCGGGCGGGGGGCCCGGGGGCGGCGGCUGCGGCAGCUGCUGCCCGGGCGGCCUGCGGCGGAGCCUGCUCCUGCACGGCGCGCGCAGCAAGCCCUACUCGUGCCCCGAGUGCGGCAAGAGCUUCGGGGUGCGCAAGAGCCUCAUCAUCCACCACCGCAGCCACACCAAGGAGCGGCCGUACGAGUGCGCCGAGUGCGAGAAGAGCUUCAACUGCCACUCGGGCCUCAUCCGCCACCAGAUGACGCACCGCGGCGAGCGGCCCUACAAGUGCUCCGAGUGCGAGAAGACCUACAGCCGCAAGGAGCACCUGCAGAACCACCAGCGGCUGCACACGGGCGAGCGGCCCUUCCAGUGCGCGCUCUGCGGCAAGAGCUUCAUCCGCAAGCAGAACCUGCUCAAGCACCAGCGCAUCCACACGGGCGAGCGGCCCUACACGUGCGGCGAGUGCGGCAAGAGCUUCCGCUACAAGGAGUCGCUCAAGGACCACCUGCGCGUGCACAGUGGUGGCCCCGGGCUCGGCGCCCCUCGGCCGCUCCAGGCGCCGCCGGAGCAAGACUAGGGCUGGGCUGGGGGAGGGGAGGGACCGGCGGCAGGGGCCAGGGGUGGGGAGCGGACCCGGGGUGGGGGUGGGGAUGGGGGGGAGUCCUGAGCACCCCUGACCCUGCCCGUGGUCCGGCGCGCCUUCCCUCCCUCUACCUGUCACCUGCUGGAAAUUGGGAAGAGGAAUUGCACUCCAGACAGGGUCCCCCUUGGGGGGUAGGGGGCCCCUAGACCUGUCCGGCCUGAACGGACGGCCAGCUCAUCUCAUACAGCGGACCGAGGGGCUGGCUGAGCGUCUUCCCCAAGGGAAGGUGCCAGAGGGACGGUGAGGAGGCGACAGUCUUCGGGCGCCCCCCUCACGCCCAGCGGGCCGCAGGGGUCACACACAGAUUGUGAUCAGGGGAAGCAACUAGGGAGUCCCAGGAGCCUUCUGAGAUGAGGUCCCGAGGUUCAGAGAUGCCGAGAAAGCUAGCAAACGCGAGUCGGCGAGCGAGGGGUGGGCUAAGGGGUAACAUCUCUGAUGACAGCACUGCCUCGCGUUCGGAUAGCGCUUUCUACUUUUUUAAAACGUGUUUUCUAUCCGUUAUCCGUUCUUACCCUUAGCCUGUCCCUCUGAGGUAGAUGGGGUAGGGUUGUCGCCGCUUGGUAACAGAGAGGAGAGACCCAGAUGGCUGGUUUACCCAAGGUCACGCAAGACGAGAGCGACAGGGCUCCUGGGCCCCAGAGCAGUGUCCCCCACCGCACACACUGCCUACCUCCCAUGUCUGAGAGACUUCUCUGGCCCGGCCUCUCUCCUGUCUCCUUCCCCCGACCCACCGCGAAUCAGAAGCAACAGGAGACCAACUCCCCGGUUAACUGGAGGGCCCCACGGUCCCUGGGGUUGCGCAUUGCGCAUCAGAGCAAGGCUCUUCCUGUGUAGACACUCCCGGGCAGUAGGUCCCCUGCCCCCAGCCUGUCCUUCCCACCUCCGGUCCUUCAAUCUGGUGCAUCUUUUCACUGCACAGUAGCGACCCGGCCCCCCAGAGGCAGCUGGUGCCCUGGGUCAGACCUCACUUUGUUGAUUUAUUCCAGUUACCCCGGGGGGAGGGGGGAGGCUCUGGCUGCAGGAGCAGCCACCGAGGAAGUGAGCCUCUUCCCAGGAGGGCCGGGCCAGCGGGUGCUAGAGUCUGAGAGCCUCAGUCUCCUGCCCUGAGCCUCCCAACUGGUGCUAUCUGUUACCUGACCACGCUCAUGGACAUGGACACGGACCCUGCAGGCGCCUCGGGAGGCGCCCAAAGGACUCCCUUGAGUUGGUGCAUCUGCUCCGUGGUCCUGAGGGGCCAUAGUCUCCAUUUCCGCGUCUUGCAUGACCAGGCACUGGGAUGGGGUGGCGCGCCCCGACACCCUUGUUUGCGUCAAGAAUGACUCCUCCUGCUCUUCCCAUCGUUUCUGCUUCUCCCUCUCCCAGUCCGGGGGCCCGGCGGGCAGCUGGCGGGUGUCCUGCCUCCCCCCUCCCCCCAUCUGCGCUGCUCUGCUUUCCUCAGACCCCUUUCUGCCAUGCAAAGGGAAUUCUUGAAACUAAAUAAAAGGUGUCCAGGUUGCAGACUGCAUUUUCACAAGGCCAGAGGGCUCUGCAGCUGUGGCUUCCUACGGUAAAGCCUCGAGGAAUCGGAGCCCAACUGGGAUUGCAUUUUUCUUCCUUCUGCUUUCUGAAGAAGGCAAAUCUUAAGAAGAGGAGUUGAGAAGUUACACCUUCAACGGAGUUUUGUUAGAGCAGAAGGGAACCUUCUAGACCAGCGUUUUCCUUUGGGAGGAAGGCAGUAAAAUCAAUAUUUUCAUAAUCUAGGACAUGGAGGAAUAAGACCAACUUUUUUUUUUUCUUUUUUGGCUGUUGAGAGUGUGAAGAAGGGGGAGAGAUCACUAUUGAGACGUGGGUUUGAUUCACCUAAACACAUAGCCGGAGUCCCUCCCUUUAUUUUAACCUCAAGGAGCUGAUUCCCAAAGAGGUUUAGUGACUGAGCCAGUGAGGGGGCCGGGGCUGUCUGGUUCCUGCGCCCUGGUCUGGCGGAUGCCACUGCGCCACGUGCCCCUCGGCUCCACCACGAGACACCCCAGCAUCUGGGACUGGCCUCUGGCGUGUCCUAGAGUGAGCUCCACCCCGGGAGCUGAUCAAAGGUGGGGACACUCAGUGUGGACCCUGGAGUCCGCUUACUGAAGCAGGACAGAGGUCAGGGGUCCUGCUUUGAAGGUGGAUUUUUAUUUUCCUUCUGAUAAUGUGUUAAUUAAAAUUAACUAUUUUAAUUUAAAAAUUAA
Hyaena hyaena (striped hyena) is the source of this 4310-nucleotide messenger RNA. It is a transcript of the gene ZNF282, whose product is annotated as zinc finger protein 282. Gene Ontology annotation, biological process: regulation of DNA-templated transcription. The record is from RefSeq and is a predicted model, not a curated record. Bases 97 to 2037 code for a protein of 646 amino acids. The transcript has 8 exons. NCBI's taxonomy places the organism in Eukaryota, Metazoa, Chordata, Mammalia, Carnivora, Hyaenidae.